UCGACGUGUCUCUGUGCCAAUCGGACGCGGCCUGCCUUCGGCACCGCCUGCCAGCGUCCAGCGCACUCGCCGUCCGCUCCAGCGGGUCUCGCGGGCCGAGGCGCACGGCGGGCAGAGAAGCGUGGCUAUGCAGCGCCCCGGAAACUCGAGGGCGCCCGGCCCGCCGGCCCUCGUGUCCGUUAUCCUCCCUGUCCACAAUGCCGAAGAGUGGUUGGAUGAGUGUUUGAAGUCUGUUUUGCAGCAGGACUUUGAAGGCUCCAUGGAGCUCUCUGUUUUUGAUGAUGCCAGUAAGGACAAGUCUAUGACUAUCAUUGAAAGAUGGAAAGGAAGGCUGGAAGGUGCCGGUAUCGCUGUAGUCAUUGGAGGUCAUGAUUCGCCAUGUCCCCGAGGAGUUGGAUAUUCUAAAAAUCAAGCAGUUGCACAGAGCUCAGGGUCUUACCUUUGCUUUUUGGAUUCGGAUGAUGUAAUGAUGCCACAGAGAGUGAGGCUGCAACACCAGGCUGCUGAGCAGCACCCAACCAGUAUCAUAGGGUGCCAAGUGAAGAGGGAUCCCCCAGACUCCACCGCACGGUACACACGUUGGAUCAACCAGCUGGUACCAGACCAGCUCCUGACACAGGUGUUCACCUCGCACGGCCCCACCGUGAUCAUGCCCACCUGGUUCUGUUCCCGGGCCUGGUUCUCCCACGUGGGCCUGUUUGACGAGGGAGGGCAGGGAGUGCCGGAGGACCUGCUUUUCUUCUACGAGCACCUCAGGAAAGGCGGCGGGGUGGUGCGGGUGGACCAGAGCCUGCUGCUGUACCGCUACCAUCUACAUGCAGCCACACACUCUGUCCUCGAGACAACCAUCUGGACCCACCGCGUGCGCUUCCUAGAGGAGCGAGCCCUGCCCUACUGGGCGGCCUUCACCAUCUGGAAUGCAGGCAAGCAGGGCCGCAGGCUGUACCGCAGCCUGACCGCUGCCAGCCAGCGCAAGGUGGUCGCCUUCUGCGAUGUUGACGAGAACAAGAUUAAGAAAGGCUUCUACUGCCAUGAGGAUGCCCAGGAAAGGCCCAAACCACGGGUUCCCAUCCUGCACUUCCGGACCGCCCAGCCACCCUUUGUCAUCUGUGUGAAGUUGGACCUCACAGGGGGGGAGUUCGAGGACAACCUGCGGUCACUGCAGCUGCGUGAAGGCCAGGACUUCCUUCACUUCAGCUGAGCUCCGUGGACUCUUGGCAGCACCUUCUCAGGCCACUGCACAGCAGCUGUGACUCAAGCCUGUCCUGCAGGAGUGACUCCAGGGCUCCGUCCCCAGCAUCCCUUGAGAUGCCCUCGGGCGUGGCUCCCAGGUCUUACUCAUGCUUGAGUAUUUUGUACUUUGCAACAUAAACUUUAAACCAUUUGAUCUAAAGGAA
Messenger RNA from Chinchilla lanigera (long-tailed chinchilla), 1397 nucleotides. It is a transcript of the gene B3gntl1, whose product is annotated as UDP-GlcNAc:betaGal beta-1,3-N-acetylglucosaminyltransferase-like 1. The transcript is spliced from 12 exons. The coding region runs from base 128 to 1201 and encodes 357 amino acids. The record is from RefSeq and is a predicted model, not a curated record. Lineage: Eukaryota; Metazoa; Chordata; Mammalia; Rodentia; Chinchillidae.